Manis pentadactyla (Chinese pangolin) is the source of this 1301-nucleotide messenger RNA. It is a transcript of the gene C16H6orf89, whose product is annotated as chromosome 16 C6orf89 homolog. The record is from RefSeq and is a predicted model, not a curated record. Gene Ontology annotation, cellular component: nucleolus; Golgi membrane. Lineage: Eukaryota; Metazoa; Chordata; Mammalia; Pholidota; Manidae. The coding region runs from base 158 to 1219 and encodes 353 amino acids. The transcript has 8 exons.
GGGAAGAAGGAGCUUUUGGAGGCCGCGCCGCCUAGCGUUUGGCGCGCGAGUUGCUUCCGGGUUGCGCUCCCAGAAGCAGGAAGUUGGAGGUUUAUCCUCCUCGCCCGGCGGCUGCUGUCCCCGAGGCGGGAGGAGCCUGAGGGGACGCGGGCCCCGCAUGGAUUUUGUAAACAUGGAUCUUGCUGCCAAUGAGCUCAGCAUUUAUGACAAACUUACAGAGACUGUUGAUUUAGUGAGACAGACAGGCCAUCAAUGUGGCAUGUCAGAGAAGGCAAUUGAAAAAUUUAUCAGACAGCUGCUGGAGAAGAAUGAACCACAGAGGGGGCCACCCCAGUACCCUCUCCUUAUAGCUGUGUAUAAGGUCCUCGUAACCCUGGGAUUAAUCUUGCUCACUGCCUACUUUGUGAUUCAACCUUUCAGCCCAUUACCACCUGAACCUGUGCUUUCUGGAGCUCAUACCUGGCGCUCACUCAUCCAUCACAUUCGGCUGAUGUCCUUGCCCAUUACUAAGAAGUAUAGUCCAGAAAAUAAGGGAGUUCCUGUGCAUGGCAGUAAUGAAGACAGACCCUUUCCAGACUAUGACCCCUGGCGGACAAACAGUUGUGAACAGAAUGAGUCAGACCCCAUCCCUGCCAACUGCACUGGCUGUGCCCAGAAAUUACCCCUCAAGGUAAUGCUUCUGGAAGAUACCCCGAGAAAAUUUGAGAGACUCCAUCCUCUGGUGAUCAAGACAGGACAGCCCCUGAUGUCUGAGGAGCUUCAGCAGUUCUUGUGCCGGUACCCUGAGGCAACAGAAGGCUUCACUGAAGGGGUUUUCACCAAGUGGUGGCGCUGCUUUCCUGAACGGUGGUUCCCGUUUCCUUAUCCGUGGAGAAGACCUUUGAAUAGGUCACACAUUUUACGUGAGCUUUUUCCUGUUUUCACCUACCUGCCAUUUCCAAAAGAUUCCUCCUUGAAAAAGUGCUUCCUUUUUCAACCGGAACCUAUUGUGGGGAGUAAGAUGCAUAGGAUGCAUGAUCUGUUUACUGUUGGCAGCGGUGAGGCCAUGUUGCAGCUCAUCCCUCCCUUCCAGUGCCGAAGCCACUGCCAGUCAGUGGCAAUGCCACUAGAGCCCGGAGAUGUUGGCUAUGCUGGUGCCACUCACUGGAAGGUCUACGUUAUAGCCAGAGAGGUCCAGCCUUUGGUCGUUUGUGAUGGAACCACCCUCUCGGAACUAUAGGAAACAACUAUGUAGAGGAACAGCUUUGAGAACUGAAGACCAGAAUGAAAGGAGGGAAAUAAAAACAAAAACUAUGACACCA